Messenger RNA from Callithrix jacchus (white-tufted-ear marmoset), 1479 nucleotides. RefSeq names its product chromosome 12 C10orf120 homolog (gene C12H10orf120). The record is from RefSeq and is a predicted model, not a curated record. Lineage: Eukaryota; Metazoa; Chordata; Mammalia; Primates; Cebidae.
GGCUGGUCCUCCGAAUCUGUUUACUUUGCUCUGAGAGCUGCUGCGCCGAGGUGCCGGCGGAACCACUGCACCGGCCACGAGAGUCGCGCUGGCCACCCGUGUGUUUCCUCCACUGGGGGAUCUCCUGCUCCGUGAGCGACCAGAAGUUGUCUGAAAGUGUGGCGUCCUCUAGUUCUCCGCACCUUCCCUGAGAGCUGCAAUCCCGGGAUGUUAGCGAUCGGCCAUCUUGGAUCGUUUCCUAUUCUUUUAUUCUUAAAAGAUAAAGGCUACAAGGCAAAGAACGUAAACGUGCAGUAAAAGAUAAAAGACAGAUGUGAAAGGCAGUUCAAGAGGAGAAUUUGAAAAUGAACCAGGAGAUGAGAUUGAUGCCUAUGAACAAAAGUCGGGACAAAACCAGUUUGUCUUAGAAACAAACUCCAGACAUGAACAUCUCCUUCCCAGCCUAUUGCCGGAGUUCAGUCAGAGAAUGGGAGAACGACUGUCAGGAGAUUGGAAAACAGAGGGCUAGUGAUGCGAUGGCCCAAGAAAGGAAGAACGAAAAGCCAGUCAGAGUAUUUAAUGCCAGCUGUUCCUUUCAGGAUCAAGCCCCAAUGUGUUUCCAAGAGAAUAUGAGCUCUGCUUCACCGUUGGGGACAUGGAGCAAAUUCUACAGAUCAGACCCGCGGAUUGCCUUCGGGAAAUACUCUCCCUUGGAAAAAGAGAUCCUAAGUCUCGGUGGCAUUCACACUAUAGCAGCAAGAAGGCUUUUGGCUUACAAGCAAGAGGAAGAAUCGAGAAUGCUCAAGAAACUACAGCAGCAGUCUCCAGACCACACAGGGGCAACGGAGUAUCAAAAAGAACAUUCCUCUCCUCGUGCUAAUUGUGGACCCCUAGAAAAAAUAUGGACAGCAAAUGUGAUUGUGCCCCCAGAGGAGUUUCAAAUGCCACAACGAGAGCAGGUGAAUGUCAGUAAGCACAUAGCGAGAAUGAGGCUUGCUCAGGCUCAGAGAAAUAGUCAGCUUUUACCCUACAUUGAGAAGUUCAGAUGCUCCUCAUUUCUGUCUGGAGUGGGCCUGGGUCCAAUGGCAAAAAAUAAGGCCAGACAAGAGGGCAACCAUGACAGCCAUAACUGUGACGAAGCCAAGCAAGCUGAGAAAGAGGAAGCAGAGGGCAAAAACACAAAAAGAGGAGAAAUAAAAAUGAAUGUAGUUUUCAAGUCAGGAGAACCAAAAAAAUGUUUAACAUACCAUGCAAAUGAUCGAAAAUCCUUCCUCCCAGCAAAGAAACCAGAACGGUCCAUCACAGGCCUAACGAACCGAAAUCUUUUCUGCAUAUCGGAAUUCCCUGGUGACUUAAUGCUAACGAAUCAGGAUUUUAUAUCGAGGAAAGUCCACUUCAGUGAUGUGGCCGAGACCUAAAGCCCGAAAGCAGCAGCCCUGGAAACAGCGCAUGCGGAAAGCAACUCCUUGUCAUUAUUAAAAUUUUAUUUAUUGCCCAGGG